Molecule: messenger RNA, 1305 nt
Organism: Labeo rohita (rohu)
Lineage: Eukaryota; Metazoa; Chordata; Actinopteri; Cypriniformes; Cyprinidae
Gene: c1qtnf6a
Product: C1q and TNF related 6a
Exons: 3
Coding region: 96-875 (259 amino acids)
Molecular function (GO): protein binding
Source: RefSeq, a predicted model, not a curated record
AGCUGACCAAGAAUUUUUCCUUUACUCUUUCUUGACUUCCCUUCUCAGCUCACUGACCCAGCUGCAGCUGCAAACGCAACAAGUACUAUCGCACAAUGUUUGGGUCCCUCCUGCUUGCCUGUCUGUUUCUACAUCUGGUAGUCUCCAUACCUCAACCGCCGUGCCGCCGAUGCUGUGACCACAUCCCACCACUAGAUGACGCUGCAAACCUCAGAGAAAGCAUGCCUGCAAUGCCUGAGGUCCGCACAUAUAUCAACAUGACCAUUCUUAAAGGGGACAAAGGUGACCGUGGAGAAAGAGGAACUCCUGGGAAGCCUGGGAUUGAGGGUUCCCCAGGACCACGGGGGUCUGAAGGCCCCAAAGGAGAUAAGGGACAAGCCGGAGCUCCAGGUGACGCCUGCAAGUCCCAGCAUUCUGCUUUCUCAGUGGGCCGACGGAAGUCCCUUCACAGCGUUGACAACUACCAGGCCCUGAUCUUUGACACCAUCUUCGUGAACUCCCCCGAACACUUCGACAUGUUUACCGGGAAGUACCGUUGCCAAAUCCCAGGAAUCUACUUCUUCAAUGUGAACAUCCAUACGUGGAACUUCAAGGAGACGUACCUGCACAUCAUGCAUAACGACAGCGAGAAGGCCAUCGUUUACGCUCAGCCCAGCGACCGCUCCAUUAUGCAGAGCCAGAGCGUCAUGCUGCCUCUGCAGGAGGGCGACGAAGUCUGGGUCCGUCUCUACAAACGUGAGCGUGAGAACGCCAUCUACAGUGACGAUGUGGACAUUUACAUCACGUUUAAUGGAUACCUCAUCAAACCUGAAAUUGAGAAAUGGCCAGAAAUGGCAACGAGGAGUGAAAGGGAUGAUUAUGGACAUGAAGUUUGAAAAUGUGCCAAAAUGCUUGAUCGGUGGAGCAGCUUUAACAAAACUGAAAAGCAUCCAAACGUUUCGUAUUAGAUUUCUGCAGUCCAAACUAAAUUCCCUAAUGCAGGGAAAUCUGCUUUUUCUACUUCAGUGUGAAGUCUUGUGUGAAGAGAACCAGGAAAGUUGAGGUCACAUUAGCAACAUUUUAUUUUACAUUAGAGAGAUUUUGUGUGCUGAAAAGGUUCCCAGCUAAUGCCUUCUACAGACUGUCCAAUUUCAGCAAUCUUAAAAGAUCAUAACAGAUUGCACUGUGCAAUACUCAAUGGCAUUUAAGCUUUAGCACCAUGUCAAGUUGAGCAGCACAUCAUGUCAUGUUGAAUUUUUAUUGGCUAGUCAGUAGACAUACAGUUGAGGUCAUAAGUUUACAUACUCCUUGAGGAAUCUGCAAAAU